Fomitopsis serialis is the source of this 711-nucleotide messenger RNA. RefSeq lists its product as uncharacterized. The transcript has 16 exons. The record is from RefSeq and is a predicted model, not a curated record. NCBI's taxonomy places the organism in Eukaryota, Fungi, Basidiomycota, Agaricomycetes, Polyporales, Fomitopsidaceae. The coding region runs from base 117 to 668 and encodes 183 amino acids.
UAUUCGCAGGACAACGUACGUCGUGGGCGGUUGAGUGUAUGGGAUAAAAGCAGAGCAGAGGAUGCUGCUCGACCAUCGCACUCCUCCAGGUUUUCGCGUCGCAUCGUCUCAUCAGCAUGAAGCUCACUACCGCUUUCGUUGUCCUGGCCUGCGCCCUGCUCGAGGUCACCGUUGCCGCGCCAGCACCCCUUCGCGGUGCGUUAUACGCCUCUUCCUCCGACGACCUUCACAAGCGCGCACCCCACGUCGCUGGUAUUUACGGUGUCGACUCCGAAGACCUUGAUGCGCGCGAACCUCAUGUUGGCGGCAUCUACGGCGUCGAUGCCGACGAGGACCUCACGGCGCGCGAGCCACACGUCGGCGGUAUUUAUGGCGUCGAUAGUGAGGAAGACCUGACGGCGCGCGAACCGCACAUCGGCGGUAUUUAUGGAGUCGAUGCUGAUGAAGACCUUACGGCGCGCGAGCCACACGUCGGUGGUAUUUAUGGUGUCGACGCUGACGAAGACCUUACGGCACGCGAACCGCACAUCGGUGGUAUCUAUGGCGUCGAUGCCGACGAAGGCCUUGAAGCUCGUGCACCCCAUGUCGGUGGUAUCUAUGGUGUUGAUGCCGAAGACAUCGAGACGCGCGGUAAUCCCUCCAACCUUCAUGCUGCUGACACAAUCUGACAUGCGUCGUUCACUUAGCACCGCACGUUGGCGGCAUUUAUGG